AUGGUCGGUGGUGACCGAAGACGACCGAAUUUCACCAUCGUGUAGUCACACAAAAAAAAUUGGUACCAUUGGUGAAAAGUUCUUGCCAAUAUAGAUGUAUACAUGUAUACCCAUACUGUAGUAUGUGAAACCCAUAAAACAAAGUGUGAUUAAACCCGGAUCGACUUUUCCCGAGUUAUUUCAUCUUAUUCUGAAGGCUCAUUUUGACGAGGUGAAGCAGCGGAGUUGGCAGUGUUGCUGUUAGAUCAUUUUCACAGCUAAGCUACUGUUGCGUCAAUAUAUUUGAACUCAAAUACAAAAAAAUGGCUGGAGAACAGCAACAGUUUUUCCUUAAAUGGAACGACUUCCAAUCUAACAUGGUAUCGUCAUUCAAACACCUCAGGGAUGAAAAAAGCUUUACGGACGUCACCCUUGCGUGUGAAGGUCAAACUUGCAAAGCGCAUAAAAUGGUCCUCUCGGCGUGCAGCCCUUACUUCAAAUCACUGCUAGAGGAAAACCCAUCAAAGCAUCCGAUAAUAAUUCUUAAGGAUGUAGCAUACAGCCACCUUCAGGCUAUCCUAGAGUUCAUGUAUGCAGGUGAAGUAAACGUAUCGCAGGACCAACUGCCGGCGUUUCUGAAAACUGCUGACAGACUAAAAGUCAAAGGCUUAGCCGAAGCUCCUGGCGCCAUCAAAAGAGAAGGUUAAAUCUCUUCGAAUUAGUCACAGUGUUUUUCGGAAGCAUGCGGACUGAAAAAAUUGUAAUGUUACAAAGUGAUUCGUAAGCACAUACACAAGCAUUAUUGAAGUGUGUCUGGUUCAUGACUAGAAUCAACUUUACUUGUAUAUUGAAGUUUAUUCAUAUUUCUGUUUUCCUUAUUUUUAAUUGCAUUUACCUAGACAAUUAAUUAUGGAGUACAAGUGAAAUCGAUGAAAGUUGUUCCGCCCUGAACCAGUGUGCUGCAGACUACCAAACUGAUUAUUUUUUUAAAAUCGGAGUGCUACAGAGAUACAAAGAAAACACAAAUAAUACUUAAAUAACAGAGAAAAAAUAUUAAAAGAGAAUAACAAAUCACGAUAGUUUAAUAUAUUGUUGUCUGCGGCUAUUUUGCAGAUUAAUUGAAAGAUUAAUUUUUUUUCUAAGAUUAUCUCACCAUGUGUCGAAAUAAUUUAUUUUCUGCUCUUGUCAUCUGCAUUCUUACCGCCUCUUCAGCAUAAAUUAAAUUCUUCUUGUUCAAUGAAUACUUUACUCACAAAUUCCACUAUGAACUACUAAAUUCGAUAUAAAAUUACCGAAUCCAAUUAGGGAAUCUUUUUAUACUAAUCUUCUAAUAACAAGUUCAAUAAGAUAACCGGUGACGGUUACAAUACCGUUCCUUUUAAAAGUAUCUUCGACCUUUUUUGCUGUUAGUAUCAGAAUUUAUCAUACCUCAAUAUGAUAGCAAUCCGCGAAUAUGGAAUGAGAUUACUAUCAAUAAAUUUGCAAAAAAGCCGAACUGUGUAUAACGCUAAGCUUACCAUGGGAAACAACAUUACUUCUGAUACUGGUCCACUUUUUGUAGCGGAUUGUUCACAGUGUGUUCCGUCAACACGGAGGUGGAAAACAAGGGCAGUCAAACGUGGCUCUUGUGACCUUGAGUGAUUCAUCUCAUGGCUUGGCUACACUAUCGUUUUUACUAAAUUCAAUUGAGAAGGUGUGAAACACCUACGUCAAACAAACCAUACAUUUAAGUAAACGAUGGUGAAGAAUCUGCCUCAUAUUAACGCUGCUUUGUUCAUAAACGAAUUAAUAAUAUACCUUGAGUAUAACCCUUUAGUUUUAGACGAAAUGGCAGGUGAAUCUGUACCGCAAUAGUUUGGCUGCCCCUGAAUUGAACUAACAAUAAGCGAAGAAAGUGGCAGUGUCACUACUCUUGCUAACCUUGGUAAUCCACUCAACCAAAUGCCGCCAGUAUUCUUGUGACGUUUUUCACACUAUUACUGGUAGACACCAAACUUAUUUAUGAUAAUAAUAUAUUGUAGAAUGGUUAUUUCCAAGAACU
Molecule: messenger RNA, 2020 nt
Organism: Neodiprion virginianus
Lineage: Eukaryota; Metazoa; Arthropoda; Insecta; Hymenoptera; Diprionidae
Gene: lolal
Product: longitudinals lacking protein-like
Exons: 5
Coding region: 303-686 (127 amino acids)
Biological process (GO): regulation of transcription by RNA polymerase II
Cellular component (GO): nucleus
Molecular function (GO): protein binding
Source: RefSeq, a predicted model, not a curated record